AUGGGGACAAAUCCCAAAGGAUCCUUGGAAAAGCGCAAAGUUGGAACCAAGAAGAAAAGGCCCCCCAUUUUAAGAAUGCCAUCGGUGAACAAGCAGUCAUCUGUCCCUCCAACACCUCCGAGGAACUUGGAUUCCAGGACUUUUAUUACCAUUGGAGAAAAGAAUUUUGAAGUUGAGGCUGAUGACUUGGUGAGCAUCUCAGAGCUGGGGAGGGGUGCUUACGGCGUGGUGGAAAAAGUGCAUCAUGCGAAGAGCGACACAAUCAUGGCUGUGAAGAGGAUCCGAGCCACUGUGAAUACUCAGGAGCAGAAGAGACUAGUGAUGGAUUUGGACGUCUCCAUGAGGACAGUCGAUUGCUUUUACACGGUCACUUUUUAUGGAGCCCUUUUCAGAGAGGGUGAUGUGUGGAUCUGCAUGGAGUUGAUGGACACAUCUCUGGAUAAAUUUUAUAAGAAGGUUCUGGAGAAGAAGAAGACCAUCCCUGAAGAUAUCCUGGGAAAAAUAGCCGUGUCUAUUGUGCGAGCACUGGAGCAUCUCCACAGUAAACUCUCGGUGAUUCACAGAGAUGUGAAGCCAUCCAACGUCUUGAUCAACAAACAGGGGCAUGUGAAAAUGUGCGAUUUUGGAAUCAGCGGUUACUUGGUGGAUUCGGUGGCGAAAACUCUGGAUGCCGGCUGCAAACCUUAUAUGGCUCCAGAAAGAAUAAACCCUGAGCUGAACCAGAAGGGGUACAAUGUGAAAUCAGACGUGUGGAGUCUUGGGAUCACUUUGAUCGAGAUGGCCAUUCUCCGUUUCCCCUACGACUCCUGGGGGACCCCCUUCCAGCAGCUUAAGCAGGUAGUGGAAGAACCAUCACCUCAGCUCCCAGCCGAUCGCUUCUCCAGAGACUUUGUCGACUUCACCGCCCAGUGUCUGAGGAAGAAUCCCGCUGAACGAAUGAGUUACUUAGAGCUGAUGGCUCACCCCUUCUUCACUCUACAUGACACCAAAGUGACUGAGAUGGCUUCCUUCGUCACAGAAAUCCUCGGGGAAGACUCUUAAAUCCCCCAGACCUCACCGUCACGCUGAAUAAACUGGAGGAGCAUCGUUCUGGUUUCUCCCGGUGGGAAGAACCGAGGCAGUCGGAAACUUCUUAGCAUUAACGGCGGUUUGCACAAAACAGAACGAAUGUCUUUGUCCGCAACCUCCCUCAGCCCAAUUCCAUCUCGCGCGAUACUUCUCCGGGUCUUCGAGAGAGAGGCCGCGGCGGGUGGCGUGGCGUGGCCUGGUGGUGGCCUGCCUGAAGAAAUCUAGCUCCAGAGCGCCGUCUUGGGUGGCCUGGCUGAGGGCUGUCCUCGCAAUUCUCCACUGCCCUUCCAGCUGCUGAGGUGAAUUUGAGCGCGUUCCCCGCAUCGGAUCCUCCCCCAAAAUGCAGCUGUGGACAUUCAGAAAUUUUCCAGACUUAAUGCAAAACUGCACCCCGCUCCCCCUUUUAAAGAUCUACCCACAGAUGCCGCUGCUAAGAAGAGACUUGUGUUGGUUUUUACGCUUUGCAAUGUCAAAACUCUCUUUAUGUAGAAAAUCAAAGCUGGAGAGAGAGGGUUAGAAUAGGAUCUUUCUGUAAGUACGUGUUAUGUUUUCUGCAAUUCUCUCUCUUUUUUUUUUUUUUUCCUUUUUACCCUAGAGCAGUGUUUCUUAACCUCAGCAACUUUAAA
Messenger RNA from Python bivittatus (Burmese python), 1694 nucleotides. The record is from RefSeq and is a predicted model, not a curated record. NCBI's taxonomy places the organism in Eukaryota, Metazoa, Chordata, Lepidosauria, Squamata, Pythonidae.